Molecule: messenger RNA, 1561 nt
Organism: Mercurialis annua (annual mercury)
Lineage: Eukaryota; Viridiplantae; Streptophyta; Magnoliopsida; Malpighiales; Euphorbiaceae
Exons: 8
Coding region: 121-1347 (408 amino acids)
Biological process (GO): nuclear-transcribed mRNA catabolic process, nonsense-mediated decay
Source: RefSeq, a predicted model, not a curated record
UCCUUAAUUGAUAUUUUGUGCCAAAUUGAGGGGUCAAAAUGAACCUUUGUUGGUUAAGCAAGCCAGCUUUCUCAAUUCUCAGGCAACUGAAAUUCAAGCUCCAGAAUAUCUAAAUCUAAAAUGGCCGGCUCAACUACCGGCGGUAACGGUUCUUCAACUCCUCUACCGACUCCGUCUGCUCCCAAAAUCCUAUUAGCAAAGCCCGGACUCGUCACCUCUGGACCGACAGUCGGUAAGUACGGACGAUCCGAAGACGAAACGGUGCCGCAUCGCUCUCGUAUACCUGCAAUCAGCUCUCUCAAUCUCCUCUCAGAGUCUUGGGAAUUUCACAUUGACCGUUUUCUCCCCUUUUUAACUGAAAAUACGGAUUUCAUUGUGGUCGGUGUGAUUGGACCUUCUGGAGUUGGUAAAUCCACUAUUAUGAACGAGCUUUAUGGUUUUGAUUCAACUUCACCUGGAAUGCUACCACCAUUUACUGUACAAACAGAAGAUAACAGAGCAAUGGCAAGACAUUGUAGUGUUGGCAUUGAACCGAGAAUAUCGGCUGACCGGCUUAUACUGCUUGAUACGCAGCCUGUUUUUAGCCCUUCUAUAUUAGCUGAGAUGAUGAGACCUGAUGGUUCAUCCACUAUUUCAGUAUUAAGUGGUGAGAAUUUAUCUGCUGAAUUGGCUCAUGAAGUUAUGGCUAUUCAGCUUGGUGUUCUUCUAGCAUCCGUUUGUCACAUUGUGCUGGUGGUCUCAGACGGACUUCAUGAUGAUAGUAUGUGGCAGUUAAUGCUGACGGUUGAUCUGUUGAAACAUGGGAUACCAGAUCCAUCUUCACUAACAUCUUCACAUUCACAAACCUCUAAUGCUGGGCCUGAAAAAGAAAUGAAAGAGAGAACUUUUGACAGUAAAGAAUAUAUGGCUACUCCAGUUUUUGUGCAUACUAAAUUUCAAGAUCAGCAUUUUAGUCCACUUAACUUGGUGCAACUGAAAGAAGGACUGGCUCAAUAUUUCAGCUCCUCUUCAUUCGUGAGAGAGAGAUGUGGAAACGUGGGAAAAGAGGAGAUUGAUUCCGUAGCUUCUAAUCAGACUAACAAUCUUCAUUCUGCACCACUGAAUUUAUUUUUAAUCCCAGACAAGAACAGUGAUGACCUGUCAAAAGCUCAGCGUGAAAGUUACAUCUCUGCAAUUUGGAAACUGCGAGACCAGGUUUUAGCCAUGAACUGCCCUUCUUUUGCAAAGACUGUCUCAGAACGUGACUGGCUGAAAAAUUCUGCAAAGAUAUGGGAGCUUGUUAAAAAUUCUUCUAUUAUCGCAGAGUAUAGCCGGGUCCUUCAGAAUUCGGGUAUGUUUAGGAGGUAGCUACAGCAAUGUUGUCUGUACUAAUGCAAGAAGGGCAUAUAUGGUUGCUAUCUUAGUUGUCAUAGCUUUCACUGCAGCUGUGCACUUUUCCGUAGAAAUAUUGGUUCCUACAAAAUUACUAGAACCAAUUUUACGUAUUUUUUUCUGUUGUGAAAAUUACUUACAUCAAUCUUGGUUGAGCUUAUUAAUAGCCUUCGAACAUAUUUGAACUUCA